Pseudophryne corroboree (corroboree frog) is the source of this 3485-nucleotide messenger RNA. Its product is annotated as oocyte zinc finger protein XlCOF22-like. Gene Ontology annotation, molecular function: DNA-binding transcription factor activity; RNA polymerase II cis-regulatory region sequence-specific DNA binding. Gene Ontology annotation, biological process: regulation of transcription by RNA polymerase II. The transcript is spliced from 4 exons. Lineage: Eukaryota; Metazoa; Chordata; Amphibia; Anura; Myobatrachidae. Bases 1 to 2037 code for a protein of 678 amino acids. The record is from RefSeq and is a predicted model, not a curated record.
AUGGAAGAAGGGGAAUUCCUGGUUUCUCUGGAUAUUAAGGAUGCAUAUCUUCACAUCCCAAUAUGGCCACCUCUUCACGCUUACCUCAAGUUUGCACUGCAGGACAGUCACUACCAGGUCCAGGCCUUGCCUUUUGGUCUCUCAACGGCACUGAGGGUGUUAUCAGGGGUGAUGACAGAGAUGUUACUACAACUCUGCAAGCAGGAAGUGAACAUUGUUCCAUACUUGGACGAUCUCCUCAUAAUGGCUAUAUUCAGAAAAUCCCUCCUAGGACCUACGCAGAGGCUUCAGUUCCUGGUAAUGAUACUGGACACGGUUUCUCAGAAGGUGCUCCUUCCUGUGGACAAGGCAAAGAUAAUUCAGAUGAUGGUAUGUUCCAUUUUGAAGCUGAACAAAGUUUCGGUACAUCUUUGCAUACGCUUACUGGGAAAGAUGAUGGCCUCCUACGAUGCAGUUCGAUCAAGUCUUGUUAUACAUCAGAGAAGUCACACAGGUGAGAAUCCAUUUCCAUGUUCUGAGUGCGGGAAAUGUUUUUCCCGGAAAUCAGAACUUGUUAAACAUCACAGAAGUCACACAGGUGAGAAGCCAUUUCCAUGUUCUGAGUGUGGGAAAUAUUUUGCACACAAAUCAAGUCUUGUUAUACAUCAGAGAAGUCACACAGGUGAGAAUCCAUUUCCAUGUUCUGAGUGCGGGAAAUGUUUUUCCCGGAAAUCACAACUUGUUACACAUCAGCGAAGUCACACAGGUGAGAAGGUAUUUCCAUUUUCUGAGUGUGGGAAAUGUUUUGUGCACAAAUCAGUUCUUAUUAGACAUCAAAGACGUCACACAGGUGAGAAGCCGUUUUCUUGCUCUGACUGCGGGAAAUGUUUUUCCUGGAAAUCACAACUUGUUACACAUCAGCGAAGUCACACAGGUGAGAAUCCAUUUCAAUGUUCUGAUUGUGGGAAAUGUUUUGCACAGAAAUCAGUUCUUCUUAGACAUCAGAAAAGUCACACAGGUGAGAAGCCAUUUCCAUGUUCUGUGUGUGGGAAAUGUUUUGCACACAAAUCAGAACUUGUUAAACAUCAAAGAAGUCACACAGGUGAGAGGCCAUUUCCAUGUUCUGAGUGUGGGAAAUGUUUUGCACUCAAAUCAGAUCUUCUUAGACAUCAAAGAAGUCACACAGGUGAGAAGCCAUUUUCUUGUUCUGAGUGUGGGAAAUGUUUUACACUGAAAUCACAUCUUGAUAGACAUCAGAGAAGUCACACAUCAGAGAAGCCACUGAUAUGUACUGAGUGUGAGAAAUGUUUUACAUACAAAUCAGAUCUUGUUAUACAUCAGAGAAGUCACACAGGUGAGAAGCCAUUUCCAUGUUCUGAGUGUGGAAAAUGUUUUGCAAGCAAAUCAGAUCUUAUUAAACAUCAGAGAAGUCACACAGGUGAGAAGCCAUUUUCAUGUUCUGAGUGUGGGAAAUGUUUUACACGGAAAUCAUAUCUUGUUACACAUCAGCGAACUCACACAGGUGAGAAGCCAUUUCUUUGCUCUGAGUGUGGGAAAGGUUUUGCAAACAAAUCAGAUCUUGUUAAACAUCAGAGAAGUCACACAGGUGAGAAGCCAUUUCCAUGUUCUGAGUGUGGGAAAUGUUUUACACGGAAAUCAUAUCUUGGUACACACCAGCAAACUCACACAGGUGAGAAGCCAUUUCUAUGCUCUGAGUGUGGGAAAUGUUUUGCAAACAAAUCAAAUCUUGUUAUACAUCACAGAAGUCACACAGGUGAGAAGCUGUUUUCUUGCUCUGAGUGUGGGAAAUGUUUUACACAAAAACCACAUCUUGUUAUACAUCACAGAAGUCACACAGGUGAGAACCCAUUUCCAUGUUCUGAGUGUGGGAAAGGUUUUGCACACAAAUCACAUCUUGUUAAACACCAGAGAAGUCACACAGGUGAGAAGCCAUUUUCUUGCUCUGAGUGUGGGAAAUGUUAUACACAAAAAUCACAUCUUGUUAGACAUCAGCGAACUCACACAGGUGAGAGGCCAUUUCCAUACUCUGAGAAAUAAAUCAGCUCUUGUUGCACACAAUAGACAUCACUCAGUUGAGGAACCAUUUUAAUCUUCUGGAGUAUACUCAUCAUUGCCAUGUGUUGUUCUUCAAGGUUCUUAUCCUAUCUCCUAUGCUUUUUGCAAUAUACAUGCUACCACUGGGUAAAAUAAUCAGAUGUCAUGCCCUCAUCUACCACUGCUAUGCAGAUCACCUGUCUUUUGCUCCAGGUAUUGAGAACCCAGUACCAAUCCUAAAUGGUCUCGCUGAGCUCCAGGUGUGGGUGAUGCCAGUUGGCUGUGACUCAGUCCUGGUGAAACAGGUCUAUAUGGUAAAAGCUCACCAACAAAGAUCAGGGCUACAGCUCAGCUUUGCAAACUAACCAGACUUUUGCUUGGGGGUUCAGAUUUACAAAAUGUUGAUCAUGUGUGGAAUCUUGGUGUAAUGGAUGGUGUAGUGACACUUACACAUCAGGUAUCAGCCACAAUCAGAUCCUCAUCUGAGGAACAUAGCCAGACUCCAGCACUUAUUUCCCUCAGAAGAUCUACCUACAGUCAUACAUACAAUGCCACGGCCACAGGGCGCUGUAUAAAAGUGACCCCCGGCUGUGGCAUUAUCUGUCCAGCUAGUGGAGCCCGGUGCUGGUACAAAAAAUACGUGUGACCUGUAUUUUUUGCACCAGGACCAGGCGCAGAGCCCGGUGCUGGUUGUUAAAAUACGGGGGAUCCCCUGUCCUUUUUUCACCGUAUUUUGGCAACCAGGACCGGCCCAAAGAGCCCAAAGCUGGUUAUGCUUAGGAGGGGGGACCCCACGCAAUUUUUUUCCGGGUUUUUUCCCGUUUUUUUAAACAUUUUUAAAAAUCUAAUCAAAAUCCGUCAAAUCGCCCGUUUUUUGACAGCGGGACUGUCAAAUUCAUUUUUUAUUGAAUAUGUCGAAUUCCGACGGUCGAAUUGUGUCGAAUUUAAAAAUGGGUGAAAAUGUGCCGCAAUUCGCCCGGAAUUGCAUAUACCCCAUAGACUACUGCAAUGUCCUCUACCUGGGUCUCCCAGCAAAAGAAUAGCACCGCUUGUAGCUUGUACAGAAUGCAGCAGCCGGGCUGUUACCUAACCAGCCCGUUCCUGCCACAUAACACCCAUUCUCUGCUCCCUUCACCGGCUGCCUGUAAGAUGGUGACUCUAUUACAUAAUCUUACUGACUCUCCCAGCCCUACAUGACCAGGGUCCAUGGUACCAGAAGCAACUUCUACCUCCUUACUGCCCUGCUUGCUUACUUCCAUCUGCAGAUGAAGGACUGUUACCAGCAGUACCAAGAAUCCCCAAGCACUGCUGAGAGGUCAGGAGGAAGACAGGGUGGUGGCACUAGUGCUGUAGCGGGGGCUGCCGGAGGCACUGUCUGUGGGUAAUAUUGUCCCCAAGCAGCGCUAAGGUGUCAGAGGGGAGACAGGGCAGUGGUAGUAGUGGGGGAGGAC